This is a messenger RNA of Paramecium pentaurelia, 1656 nucleotides long. NCBI's taxonomy places the organism in Eukaryota, Ciliophora, Oligohymenophorea, Peniculida, Parameciidae. The record is from the annotation of a GenBank genome assembly.
AAUGUAAUUAGAAGUUCCAUUAACUUUUGAAUUCAAUUGUUUUAAAAAGGGACAAAAGGGGACAAAGUAAUACAAAGGAAUAUUAAAUAAUAACAAACUUGAACUUUAUAAAGUAUUACGUUAAUUUAAUAAAUUUAAGGAGAACACUAAGGCCCCAAAAUAUGUUUUACCUAUUUAAUUAUAAACACAUGUUAAAUGGGAGGUUGAAGAAGAAAUUGUUAAUGGGAAGAAGCAUUACAAAAUUGUCUCAUUUAAAUUUUAAUAAGUAUUUUGUGAUGACUAACUUUUAAGAUUAAAUAGAUAAGAGAAUCUUAAAUUGCUAAGGUCACUUGUUUUUGUGGAGAUGAUGUUACUCUUACUAAAUUAAAAGAACAUCUUAGAAAUAAAAUAAUCUUUCAAAGAAUUUAAGAUUUUUACACACCCCUCCAAACUUUAGGUAAAGGAGCUUCAUCUAGAGUAUUAUUGGUUAGACACAAGAAUUCAGAACUCUAUUAUGCUGCUAAAUGUGUUGAUAAGUCAUAUGUAAAUGAAACAGAAAAUGGAAUUGUAAUUAGCUUUAACUUAAUAUUAAGGAAUCAAUGUUUCAAGAGAUUUCUAUAAAUAAUGAUUUAGAUCAUCCAUCAUUUAUUAAAUUACAUGCAGUUUAUGAAGGUGACAAUACAUUUUAUAUGGUAAUGGAUUUGUUGGAAGGAAAGAGUUUGCAUGAUGAGUUAAAUAGCCAUAAAAAUGGAUUUCCUGAAGAAAUAGUGCGUAAUGUGAUGUGGGUAUAACAUUUAUUUAAAAUUUAAUAUUUAGUAAAUUCUGACAGGAAUAGAAUAUAUGCAUAAGAAAAAUAUAAUGCAUCGUGAUCUUAAACCAGAGAACAUUAUGUUACAAAAAAAAUCAGAUUUGAAUUCUUUAAAAAUAGUAGAUUUUGGAUUGGCAACCUACUGUAAUAUUGACAAGUAAUUAUUAAUUAUUUAAUUUAAGGUAUUUAUUUCCUAAAUGUGGUACUCCUGGUUAUGUAGCACCUGAAAUAGCAAAUUUAAUUGAUAAAUAAGAAAAAUAUGAUAAAGUAUGUGAUGUCUUCAGUGCUGGAGUUAUAUUCUUUAAAUUGUAUUUUUUAUUAUAUUAUAAGUUAAUAGAUUGACUGGUAAAGAUCUCUUUCCAGGAGUUGGAUUUAAUUUAGUAUUAAAAUUAAAUAAAUAAUGUAAAAUUGAUUUGACUCCAUUAUAAAUGAAGAAAGUAGAUCCUAAUAUCAUUAAUUUAAUAUAAAGAAUGCUUGAAAAAGACCCUACAAAAAGAAUAUCAGCAAGUGCAUGCUUAUUAGAUCCAUUCUUUGAAAAAAGUCAUAUACAAAAUUAAGAACUAAAACUAUAAUAGACUUCAUCUCAAAAAAAAUAAUUUUUCUCUUCUGGAGGAAAGAAUUUUCAAACUUAAGAAUUUCAAAGUGAUUCACCUUCAUUAUAAAAUACAAAAUAAAUAGAAAAAGGUUCUUUUGUCACCUAAGAUUGUGCAUUCAAAGGAUUCAAAGAACCUUAACAUGGCAAAGUAAUGUAAAAAUUCAAUACUACUGAAUUUGAUCAUGUUGAUCUUAAUGUCAAUGGAAGUCCUAUUGAAAAAAAAAAUAGUAAAUUUGCAAAAACAGAUUAAAUAGAGGAGGAAGAUGAAAAAUGA